GCUAUUAGUGCCUGUGAUCCCAUUGAGGCUCUGUCAGUUCCUGGAAGCUGAGCUGCAGAGUGUCUCUGUGCAGUGCUAUCACCAGCCAUGGCAGAUCCCAGCUCCUUCGCCUCUCCUGAUCACUUCAUCACCAGACACCUGAACCUCCAUCUUAGCCUGGAUUUCUGCAGCCGAGUUAUCAGAGCCUCCACCUCCCUGACCGUGCGAUCCCUGCAAGACAGCCUGAGCCAGCUGGUUUUUGACACCAAGGACCUCACUAUAAAGAAGGUUGCUGUGCAAGGACAAGAUGCCAAAUUUAAACUUGGAGCAAGUCACAGUUUUAAAGGAACGCCUCUGGAAAUAACACUUCCAUUUCCCCUGACAAGGGGGCAGGAAAUUAUUGUGGAAAUCUCCUCUGAGACCUCUCCAAAAUCCUCAGCUCUUCAAUGGCUCAAACCUGAGCAGACUGCGGGCAAGGUUCACCCUUAUCUCUUCAGUCAGUGUCAGGCUACACAUUGCCGGACAAUUAUUCCUUGUCAGGAUACCCCAUCUGUGAAAUUUACUUACUACAGCAAGGUCUCUGUUCCCAAAGAGUUAGUGGCUCUUAUGAGCGCUCUCCGUGAUGGUGAAUUGCCCGAUCCAGAUGAUUGCAACAGGAAGAUCUUCUGUUUCAAGCAAAAUGUCCCAAUACCAAGCUAUCUGGUUGCACUUGUUGUUGGAGCUUUGGAGGGCAGGAAGAUUGGUCCUAGAACAACAGUGUGGACUGAGAAAGAGCUUUUGGAAGCUUCUGUGUAUGAAUUUGCUGAGACAGAAAAAAUGUUAAAGUACGCAGAAGGCUUGGCUGGUCCUUACGUCUGGGAACAAUAUGAUCUGCUUGUUUUGCCUCCUUCGUUUCCCUAUGGCGGCAUGGAGAACCCUUGUCUUACUUUCGUUACCCCAACUGUUCUGGCUGGUGAUCGCUCCCUAGCAAGCGUGAUUGCCCAUGAAAUUUCACACAGCUGGACUGGAAACUUGGUGACAAACCGAACAUGGGAACACUUUUGGUUAAACGAGGGACACACGGUGUAUUUGGAACGCAGGAUUGAUGGUCUUCUUUAUGGUGAAAAUUUCCGUCAGUUCCGAGGCUUGGGAGGAUGGAAAGAAUUGCAAAAUUCAGUUAACACUUUUGGUGCCAGCAAUGUUCUCACCAAUUUGGUUCCCAAUCUACACGAGGUGGAUGUUGAUGAAGCAUUUUCUUCUGUUCCUUACGAGAAAGGGUUUGCUCUCCUGUUUUACCUAGAACAGCUUCUUGGAGGGCCAGAUGUGUUUUUGGGCUUCCUGAAAUCGUAUCUUCAGGUGUUUGCAUACAAGAGUGUGACUACAGAUGAAUGGAAGAAAUACCUCUAUUCCUAUUUUAAGGACAAGGUUGAGAUUCUUGACAAAGUUAACUGGACGGGAUGGAUGCAUACACCUGGCAUGCCACCAGUACAACCUCAGUACGACAUGACCUUGGCUAAUGCUUGUAUCGCUCUUGGCAAUAAAUGGGUUGAGGCUAAGGAAAGCGAUCUGAGCUCCUUCAGUAUUGAAGAUUUAAAAGAUUUGUCCGCAUUUCAGAAAAUUGAGCUUUUAACGCUUUUGCUGCUCAAGGAGCCACUCCCAGUCGCUCAUGUCAAACGCAUGCAAGAGGUGUACAACUUCAAUGAUGUUAAAAACUCAGAAAUUCGAUUCAGGUGGCUUCGUCUCUGCAUUCGGGCAAAAUGGGAAGAAGCUAUUCCCUUGGCGCUCAAAAUGGCAACCGAUCAAGGAAGGAUGAAAUUUACUCGUCCCCUCUAUCGUGAUCUGUACAACUUUGACAAGUCUCGUGAUUUAGCAGUCAGCACCUUCAAGAAGAACAGAUCGUCUAUGCAUCCAGUGACUGAAAUGCUUGUGGCAAAGGACCUUCACGUGGAUAGUUAAUGUCACUUUAGCAAUUAAGAAUUUUCUAACCACCCUCAAUCUUGUGGAGUUUUAUGUGAUCAAAGCUUUGUAUGGCACACAAAUUGGGGACAUUUUAUAUGCUUGCAAUUUUUAUCAUCAUUAAAAAAUAAAUAAAAU
Pelobates fuscus (common spadefoot toad) is the source of this 2052-nucleotide messenger RNA. RefSeq names its product leukotriene A4 hydrolase (gene LTA4H). The transcript has 19 exons. Gene Ontology annotation, cellular component: cytosol; nucleus. NCBI's taxonomy places the organism in Eukaryota, Metazoa, Chordata, Amphibia, Anura, Pelobatidae. Gene Ontology annotation, molecular function: metallopeptidase activity; epoxide hydrolase activity; aminopeptidase activity. Gene Ontology annotation, biological process: proteolysis; peptide catabolic process; leukotriene biosynthetic process. The coding region runs from base 88 to 1914 and encodes 608 amino acids. The record is from RefSeq and is a predicted model, not a curated record.